AUGUCACAACACGUUUUGUCUUACGGACCAUUUCAGUUUCGGAUGGAGAUGCAGGUAUUUUACCUUGUUGAGUACUAUAAUCCUAACAAUGUUGUUGUGCUUACUGUUGCUCCACCCUAUGAUCUUCUUUUUGAGUUCCGCAACUUUGAAUUGGCAUUUUAUGGAAACACUGGUGAUUUAGACAGAGAAAAGAAAGACAGUUAUUUACUGAAUGUAACGGCUACUGAUGGCGGAACACCUUCUCGGUCGAAUCAGACUACUGUUAAUAUUACUGUGGGUGAUGCCAAUGACAAUACUCCUGUUAUCACUAAUAACGGGUCAAAAUACUAUGUUGCAAGUAAUGCCAAGAUUGGCUUUCAAAUCACAUCUGUAACCUUUACUGAUGAAGAUAUUGGAGUCAAUGCUGAAGUGGCAUUUACUUUGGUGAAGGGUGGUGAUAACAAGCUGGCCAUCCAUUCUAACAAUGGAAGCAUCUAUGUAAUAGCUUCUAUUGUCAAUGACACAGAGUUUACUCUAACUGUUACUGCAAAAGACAAAGGCGCACCAGCCUUGUCAACUGAUGGUGUUAUUGUCAUUGUUGUUGAAAAACCUAAUAAUCAUGCUCCUGUGUUCUCAAAUUUGCCUAAUCAGACUAACAUUGUUGAGAAUAGUGCAGUUCCGUCUUUGCUGUUUACAGCAAUUGCAUCUGAUGGUGAUUCGUCUGACACGUUAGAAGGCCAAUUCUCAUUUUCUGUUCCAACUUCUAGUCCAUACAUAAGUAUCAACAGCAGCACCGGAAAGAUUACACUAGAAAAACCAUUUGACAGGGAGGAGCAAAAAACAUUGAACUUCACCAUUCGUGUUACUGACAAAGCACUGAGAUUGGCAAAGUCAGCUGAUGCCACUCUGACAGUCACAGUCCUGGACGAGAAUGACAACAGUCCUAACUUUGAUGAGAAGGUUUAUGAAAAAGGUGUUGCAGAGAAUAGUACUAUUGGUACAACUAUAUUGAUUGUUUCUGCCAUCGAUUUGGAUGAGGGAACAAAUCAGAAACUAAAAUACUAUUUUGAGCCCACAACAGAUGAUGGUUUUUUCUCACUAAAUCAAGAAACAGGUGCUCUAAGCAUAAAGAAGACUCUUCAUCAAAAAACAAACCCUGUGCAUAAUGUUACUGUUGUUGCUGAGGAUGCUGGCUCUCCUAAACUGAAUGCGACAGCUGUGGUGAAGAUUAAUGUUAUUGAAGUGAAUGACAACAGUCCCGUGUUUAAUGACGUUUCUCCUGACAUCUAUGUUGAUGAGAAUUUGACUCCUAUUACUGCUUUCUACAGCAUCAACGUAACAGAUGCUGAUGAUGGUGUUGCUGGUCAGUUUGAUGUUGCAAUUAUUAGUGGAAACAAGUCAUUUUUUGGUGUUGACGGCAAAUCUCUGACACUUCUUAAGACAUUUGAUUUUGAGGCUCUGACUGUGUUUGAAUAUCCUGUUGUUGUGAGAGCUACAGACAAAGGAGGAAGGUCAACAGAUUACAACUUUACUGUCCAUGCACGAGAUGUCAAUGAAUUCUCACCUGAAUUUGAGGAAGUUUCGUACUCAGCUACAACUGUUUCUACUCAAGUCUCCGGCGCUGUUGUAACAACUGUUCAUGCUACAGACCAAGAUGGUGAUAAGGAUGAUCGUGUAGUUGAUUAUUUGAUUACAGCUGGCUUUAUCAACAACGUGCCAGAGUUUACAGUAGACAACAAUGGCAGUGUUAAAAUCAAUGGUCUGAUUGGACGAGCUAAUGACAUUACAUUUAACUUGACUAUCAAUGCCACUGAUCGAGGAUAUCCAGCUCGUAAAAGUGUAAGUGUGCCUGUUUACAUCAAGGUUGUCGUUGAUAGGAACAACCAUAUUCCAUACUUUGUGCCUACUAAUUAUUAUACACAGCUUGAUGAGUCUGUUCAUAUGGGAACUUUGGUAAUCGCAGUAACAGCAAAAGAUGAUGACAUUGGCCCUAGUGGUGAGAUUGCAGAAUAUCGACUUUUUCACGGUGGUUCUGUCUUUAGAAUAAAUAGGACCACUGGACAGAUCUAUACGAACAAAACACUCAAUUUUGAGGAAACAAAAUCAUAUUUCUUGACUGUGACUGCCAUUGAUGGAGGUCAUCCUACACCACAUGCAAGUACUGCAAAUGCUGAGAUAACUAUCACAAUUGACAAUAUAAAUGACAAUGACCCAAGUUUUGUUCGUGAUGUGUAUGUGGCACAGGUAGCAGAAGAUGUCAGCAAUGGAACAGAUGUUGUUAAGGUGUCUGCAACUGAUGCUGACUUUGAUAUCUCAAACAAUUUAGAGGCUGGGACUGUGAGAUACAGCUUGAUAGGAAGGGGCAGUGAGAUCUUUUCUGUUGAUAAUGUCACAGGACAGAUAGUGACCUUGGGAACACUGGACAGAGAGACAACUUCUUUCUAUCAGCUCACUGUCAUUGCAACUGAUCAGGACGAAAAUGUUUCUGUACGUCGCUCUGGAACAGCAGUGGUCAACAUUACGGUCACAGAUGUUAACGAUGAGCCUCCAAAGUUUGUCAAUAUCUCGGUAGUUUCCGUACCUGAAAAUAAGGCAGCAAACUUCACAGUAGUUACUGUCCUUGCUGAAGAUUCUGACUUAGGGCUAAAUAAGGAAGUACGUUACAGAAUUUCGGAUCCCUCAGCAGCAUUGAACUUUGAUAUUGAUCCAGUCAGUGGCAAGAUAGAGACUAAGAAGACAUUCGACAGAGAAACUCAGGAUGAGUACCUUAUACAGAUUGUAGCUACAGACAGAGGUUCUCCUCCGCUGUCAUCUAGUGUGGUUGUGACAGUUAAAAUUGGUGAUGAGAACGAUGAGAAUCCCGUGUUUACCAAUAGUGUGUAUGAAUCCGUUGUACCCGAGAAUGUGUCAAUUGGAGUUGAAGUGGUCAAAGUUAAUGCGACAGACAAGGACAUUGGUGUAUACGAAGCAAUAACCUACUCUAUCAAGAAUGGAUCAACAGCAGAUAGUUUUGCUAUUGAUUCAACUACAGGCUCUAUUACAACUACAAAGAAGCUGAACUAUGAAGGCAGAAAGGAGUACAAGUUUACGGUAGUUGCUACAGAUGGCGGCAAUCUAACCGGUGAGGCUGUGGUCAUAGUGAAUGUUAGUGACAUCAAUGACGUCCACCCUGUUUUUGUGCAAACGCGUUACAAUAGUUCUGUUCCUGAGAACGUUGCUAAUGGUUAUAGUAUUGUACAGGUGAAAGCUGUUGAUAGUGACAGUGUUGGAACUAACAUUGGAUAUCGUCUUGCCAGUGGUGGUGAUAGCAAGUUUGAGGUUGACAGUUCAACAGGUUGGGUAACUAAGGCAGCAUCUCUUGAUUAUGACAGCGUGAGUGAAAGUCGGACAUUCAAUCUAACCAUCGAGGCAUACAAUGCUUUUGAGGGACUGAACGCAUUAACUCGUGCUACAACAUUUGUUUACAUAUCUGUCAUUCCAGUUAAUGACAAUGAACCAGUGUUUGAGGGUGCGUUCAUACAGGAAGUUACUGUGGAGGAGAACAAAGAUGCUUCAAGUAUCUAUGUUGUCACAGCUAGUGAUCAAGAUAUUCCAAAACAGACUAUCACCUAUCAGCUGUUAAACAGCAGAGAUAAGUUUGCCAUCAACAGUUCAACAGGUGUAAUCAGCACAUUGGUAAAGCUAGACUAUGAAUCUGUGACAUCGUAUAAUCUUCUAGUUCAAGCUAAUGAUCAUAUAGGAGAAUCAGACAACAAGCAGGCUACAAUAUUUGUUAAGAUACUUGUCAAAGAUCAAAAUGAUCAAUAUCCAUAUUUUGAGCCAUCGUCUUAUGAUCGGUCUGUUCGAGAAGAUGUUGCUAUUGGGGUGUCAACUUUCACUGUAACCGCAAAGGACAGAGACACAAAUGAAACGUUUUUGACAUUUGCUAUUAGCAAUCCAGGAGAUCGCCGUUUUCGAAUUGGAUCAUUGAAUGGUGCCUUCGUAGUUAAUGAUCUUCUUGAUAGAGAAACAGAAGAUACGUAUGUUUACAAUAUAUCUGUUGCUGAUGAAGCUGCACACACUGUGUAUGCAACAGUUACUAUUACGAUUACUGAUGCAAAUGACAAUGAGCCCAAAUUUACGAACACGUCAAUAACGGCAGAAGUCUCGGAACAAGAUUCCCCAGGUGCUACUGUAGUGUCAGUAUCAGCUACUGAUGAUGAUAUUGGAUCAAACGCAGACAUUCGGUAUGAAAUAACUGGUGGAGAUCCAAAAGAACAGUUUAGUAUCGACAGUGAAACAGGAGCUAUCACAAUUGCCAAAUCUUUGAAUCGAGAAGAUAUACCUCAAUACAGUCUGAUUGUUACAGCAAAAGAUCUAGGAGAUAGUCCAUUGUCGAGUAGUAUUGUUGUAACCGUUACAGUUGCUGAUGUGAACGAUGAACGUCCUGUUAUUGAGGCUCCUUCUUAUGAGGGCUACAUUAAAGAAGAUGCUGUUUUGGGUUAUCCAGUUUAUACAGGAGAUAAUUUGGUAGGGCCAGUUUUAACAGUGACGGCGAAAGACAAUGACACAGGAGUAAAUCAUCAAGUUGAUUAUUUCCUUGAGCCGUUUGCUGCUCCAUUCCAAAUCAACAUCACGACAGGCGAGGUGUCAACAAAAGGAAGUCUAGAUCGUGAGACACGAGACACCUACCAUCUGUCUGUGAGAGCAAAAGAUGGAGGUGGUCUGUACAGUGAUGCAGUCUCUGUGACAAUUACAGUGAUCGAUGCAAAUGACAACACACCUGCUUUUGUCUUGAAUCGCUACAUUGGAAACGUCAAAGAGGAUUCCUCUAUUGGCACAGAAAUUGUUACAGUAUCCGCUACAGAUGAUGAUCUAGGUGACAACAAAGUGAUCACAUAUAACAUUGUUUCAGGCGACAACCAAAACAUUUUCAGUAUCAACAGAACAUCAGGACAAAUUGAUGUAGCGAAAAAUGACUCACUGGAUAGAGAAAGGUUCCCGUCAUAUACUCUGAAUGUGAGUGCAACAGACAAGGGAGGACGGAGUAGUAACACUUUGGUUGAUAUCACCGUUCUUGACGCUAAUGACAAUACCCCAAUCUUUACACAAGACAUCUAUCAGAGCAGUGUUGUUGAAAAUUCGACUGUUGCUGUGUCUGUUGUAACAGUUAGUGCGAGUGACAAAGAUGAGGGUAAAAAUGCAGUUGUCACAUACGCUAUUGUACAGUUAGAUGGCUCUAAGUUCUUCAAGAUCAAUCCGAGAACUGGUGUUGUGUGGACGUCGACAGAGUCACACCUUGAUUUUGACACAAAAUAUAUUUACAGUUUGACUAUAACUGCAACCGACAAUGGUGAUGCACAGCGCACUGGCACAGCGAAAUUGGAAAUAACCGUGAUUGAUAGAAAUGACAAUCCACCUGUGUUUCCUCAGCGCAGUUACACUGCAAGCGUAUGGGAGGAUAGUUCAACUGGUACCAGUGUGCUACAGACCUCGGCCACUGAUGCUGAUUCUGGUAGAAAUAGCCAGAUUAUUUAUACUAUUGUGGCAAGUAAUCCCGAGAGUGGAGUAUUUAGCAUCAGUGGUACAGGUGUUAUCUCGGUAUAUAAGUCUCUGGAUAGAGAAUCGACUGAUAAAUACUUUCUUACCGUGCGCGCUCGAGACUCUGGGUCUCCAUCUUUGUCUGACACAAUUCACGUAACAAUAACAGUACUUGAUGUCAAUGACAAUUCUCCAAUUUUUGGCAAGGAGACGUAUUUGGUGUCACUGGAUGAAAACUCUGCCGUUGACAAAACCGUUCUAACCGUGUCUGCAAGUGAUAAAGACUCUGGAACCAAUGCCGCUUUGACGUAUUCUUUCGUCCUUGAAGGCUCAACGGCCGAAAGCUCAACGGCCGAAGGCUCAACGGCCGAAGGCUCAACGGCCGAAGGCUCAACGGCCGAAGGCUCAACGGCCGAAGGCUCAACGUCCGAAGGCUCAACGCCCGUAGGCUCAACGCCCGAAGGGUCAACGCCCGAAGAGUUAACGCCUGAUGAUUCGACAUCAUUUCAAAUUAACAGUACAACUGGCGUUGUUACUGUGAAACUCGUGCCAAACUAUGAAGUAGACAAGACCUUCACUUUGAAGGUGAAAGCGGUCGACAAAGGCAAUCCCAAACGAUCUGGUACUGCAACUGUUGAAGUAACUAUCAACGACUUGAACGACGAAAGUCCAGUGUUCACGCAGUCUUCGUACUUCGCGAACGUGUAUGAAGACGCCAAAAUUGGUUCCACCGUUAUAAAUACUAUCUCGUCGAAUGAUAAUGACACGGACGCAGCAAACGUGAGAGCAACGUACCGAAUUGUCAACGACACGGUGACUUUGUUUCGAAUCGACCCGUCGACGGCUGUAGUUACAGUAGCUGCGUCUCUUAACAGAGAGGCGACGGAAUCUCACGUCCUUACGAUCGAAGUAACGGACGGAAAGUUUAAGGACGCGGCCACUCUGACGGUCACGGUGCUGGAUCGAAAUGAUCACAAGCCAGUGUUCGUGAAAUCUUCUUAUUCUAAGGAGAUAACUGAAGACUUCUCGGUGAACGACAAUGUGUUACAGGUCAGAGCAACGGAAAACGAUCAGGACGGCAUUGGCAACUCUGAGAUAGAAUACUACAUUACCGAUGGGAACGAUGAAGGCAGGUUCCGUCUGGAUAACAAGACCGGAUGGUUGAGCCUGGUGAAAUCUCUCGACUAUGAGACUACCGAGUCUUACGAACUGAGUGUGGAGGCAAGAGACCGUGGAGAUCCGCCUCAGACGUCAUCUCCCGUAAGAGUCGAUAUCACUGUCAUCGACAUCAACGACAAUUCACCUGUUUUCGUCGCAACGUCGCCGCCGGUAGUGUUCGAUAACAGCGGCAACGUGUCUACCUAUACCGUCAGUGUGACGGAGAACGGCGACGUCGACGUCGUCCGAGCUGUCGUCAGCGCAACGGAUAAAGACUCCGCCGACAACAGCAUUAUCGAGUACAAAAUCACUUCCGGCAACGACGCAGAGCGAUUCGCCAUUAACAACAAAACAGGCGAAAUCAGGAACGUCGUCUCUUUGGAUCGCGAUGAAGGCGAUGACAGCUAUACACUUAUCAUUGUUGCCACUGACAACGGAUUACCAUCGAGUUCAUCGUCGGCCGUCGUCAUUAUCAUUAUCUUGGAUGAGAAUGAUAACCCACCCGUCUUUAGUAACGCUUCCUACAGCGUUGCCGUGUCGGAGAACGGUCCAAGUAGCGGCAGUAUCAUAACCGUGUCUGCGACCGACAAGGACUCGUUGUCUAACGCCGAGCUUCGCUACAGCAUCACGGGCGGCAACACUGCCGGAGUGUUCUCUAUCAACAAGACGACGGGUGUCGUCUCUGCAAAGCCACUCGACUACGAGACUGACCAACAAUUUACGCUUUUUCUCGAGGUGACGGAUGGCGUCGCUAGUGAUGUAAACCGGAGAUCGGACUCAGCCGUGUUACUCAUUCGAGUGAUCGACCAGAACGACAACUUCCCGAUUUUCGUUACCGGUUCCGCAUUCCCGACGUCCGUCAACGUGAACGAGAAUACCAGCGUGCCGACGGUAUUGACGACCGUGUCGGCGACGGACGAGGAUUCAGGACCGCACGGGCGCGUUACGUACAGAUUGCUCGCGUCAGACAAAUUCUCGAUAUCAAACGUGACGGGCAUUUUGUCAACCGCCAAAACUUUGGAUUAUGACGAAGGCGAUCAACAACUGUCGGUCGUCGUCGUAGCGGAAGAUGGCGGAAGUCCAGCGAAGACUGCAAACCGGACAAUAAACAUCACUGUCAAUAACAUCAAUGAUAAUCCGCCGGUUUUCAAACAAUCGACGUACAGCAAAACAAUUAAGGAAGAAGGGAAGGUCGGUUUUAGCGUCCUGACCGUGUCGGCCACGGAUAAAGACGGCGACGUAUUAACGUACAGCAUACUGUCCGGCAACGUCGGCGGCGCGUUUGCGUUAGACGAGAAAACGGGAGAAAUCACGGUAGCAGCGAGAUUGGAUCGCGACAGCGACACUAAGAGGUACACGUUGACCGUGAGAGUCGAGGAUGGCAAAUUCGCUCAGACUGCGACAGUCAAAAUCAUACUUCAAGAUAUCAAUGACAACACUCCGGUGUUCGACCAAGAUCUCUAUACGGCGAGUUGGCCGGAAGAUACGGCCGUCAACACAACGUUGGUGACAGUAAGGGCAACGGAAUUGAGCGAGGACGCACACCAGUACGCAAGAAUCGAAUACACAUUUGAUUCUGGAAAUUUUAGUAAAUUCAGCAUCGACAAAGAGUCCGGAGUUAUAUUACUAAAGGAAAAAUUGGACUUCGAGACGGCCAAAGUAUUCGAGUUUGUCGUUGUGGCAACAGAUAACGUCGAGUCCGAAGACGACCCUGGCGCAACCGGAUCGGGCCCUGUGGCAUCCGGAUACAGUCCUCGUAGUUCUAAUACGACCGUGACGAUCUCCGUCACUGACGUCAACGACAACAAGCCGUUCUUCGUCGCCACUCCGUAUCAAGCGAAUGUGUCGGAGGACGCACAUCGGCUCCAGUCCAUCUUUCGAGUGGCGGCCGAAGACAAAGAUUCCGGUGUCAACGAGGAAAUCCAGUUUGCUCUAGCGGCCGGCAACGACGACGGAAAGUUUGAGAUCGAUCCGACAACGGGAGUCAUCCGAAUCAAGUCUAGUCUGGACUAUGAGACGGUAACGAGUUAUGAACUCACAGUCAGCGCGACGGACAAAGGAAAGGGAAGGCUCAACGGUACGGCUGUGGUAGACAUUAGUGUAACUGAUAUCAAUGAUAACGCUCCUCAAUUUGAUAAGAGUCACUACACGAACGACAAUAUAUCGGAGAGUACGGCCGUCGGCACGGUUGUUCUUACCGUGAAUGCGAGCGACCGGGACUCACCGGCGAACGCGAAGAUUACGUACAACGUUCAGCUCUUCUUUCCCUCCGUGUGUGAGGAUUGGUUCUCGUUCAAUUCAACUUUCGGACGGUUUUCUGUCAAGACGGAGUUGGACUACGACGACGUAGCUGUACGGUCGUGUAGUUAUAUUAUUCAGGCGAAAGACAGCGGCACUCCGUCGCGCUCUGCAACGACCUUCGUCAGUCUGGCCAUCGUCAAUGCGUUCGAUCACUACCCGAUCUUCUCUCCGUCGUACGCUGCCGUCAAUAUUACCGAAGACUCGGUUCGCGGCACUUUGCUGUACACGGUGAGGGCAACAGAUGAAGACGCCUAUGACAAGAUCACGUACUCUGUCGUCAACAACACUAAGUUCUCGGUUGAUUCCAAUGGCGUCGUGACAACAAGGUACUUGUUCGACUACGAAAUGGCUGCCGACCGAGUGACCACUGUUGUUAUCCGGGCUACAGACAGGGAGAAUUUUUUUGACGACUUCAGUUUGACUUUGACGGUGACGAACGUGAACGACAACGAACCCGAGCUGACGUCGUUCAAACAGGUCAGAGUCCGCGAGAAUGUGGCGAAAGAUACGACGAUUGCGACGGCCGUUGCGGCGGACAAAGACAACGAUACGGUCACGUUCAGUCUUGGGUUGAACGACGAGAACCAGUACGGUUACGGUCUCUUCUACGUCGACGGCGCCAGUGGAGAAAUCAGAGUCGGCGCGUCACUCGAUCGAGAAGCGAGAGUGAAAUAUACGCUUAAGGUUGUCGCCGACGACGGCAAGUAUACGGACGACACGACGUUGGGUAUUACUGUACUGGACGUCAACGACAACAGUCCGGUAUUCGAAUCGCUCGCCUAUCGUGAAUCCGUCGACGAGUCCGUGUUGUCGGGAUAUCUCGUGUUGACAGUGAAUGCAAGUGACGUCGACAGGCGGGAAAAUGGUCAGAUCGAAUAUACGAUCACUGAUGGUAACCAUGGUGACGCUUUUGCGGUGGACCUGACGGGGGGAAAGUUGACGGUCAACAACGCGAGCGUUAUCGACUACGAGACGCGGAAGACGUACGUCUUGACGGUGACAGCGCGAGAUCAAGCCGAUGAGUUCGGCAGCGCUAGCGGGUCCGCAUCCGGGAGUGGAAACGAAAACGGACCCGAGAGAGAGACAACGACGCAGGUCACGAUCGACAUCACCGACGCGAACGACAACAAACCGGUGUUCACGUUAGAGAGCUACACGGGCGAAGUGUUCGAGGACAGAGAGGCGGGUGUAAGCGUAGUACUCGUUUCGGCGUCGGACAAGGACUCGGGUGCUAACGCAAAGAUCGUUUACUCGAUUGUCGGGAGUACCGGCGACAGAAAUUUUACUAUCAACAAAGACACGGGCGUCAUUUUGACUAAUUCGUCGCUUGAUCGAGAAACCAAGUUCGAGGUGACUCUCGUGGUGAGGGCAUCUAACCCCGGUGUCCCGGAUAAUGUGGAUGAUGCACGUGUUACGAUUACGAUCUUGGACGUUAACGAUAACUUUCCUGUCUUCGAGAAGGACAGCUAUAGGGCGAAGGUGGCCGAGAACAGCAGCGUCGGCUUCGUCGUGUUGUCCGUGUCAGCCUUCGAUAUCGACGACGGCAUCAACAAAGACAUUCGUUACUCUUUUGUUUCAGGCAACGAUGACAAUACUUUCAACAUUAACGUGACGUCGGGCGAGAUCAGCGUCGCAAAACGACUCGACUUCGAAACGAAGAGCAUCUACUAUCUUUCCGUGCGAGCCUCGGAUCGCGGUAUUGAUAAAAAGGAGAGAACCGUUCCGGUUACAAUCGAUGUCGACGACGGCAACGACGAGGAACCAGUUUUUGCUCAGAACUCGUAUUCCGCUUCGAUUCCUGAGAACUCCGAGAGAGGUUUGGAGGUCGUCGUCGUGUCCGCUAAGGACGACGAUACGGGUGAAAGCGGAGAGGUGCGUUACAAGUUUGUGGGAUCGGGACACGACGCUUUCGCUAUAGACUCCAUAUAUGGCAACAUUACCGUCGAUAAUUCGUCGCUGCUCGACUAUGAGGACAAAGACGGAAACACGCUCUCUUUACGAGUCGAGGCGUAUGAUCUAGGAGAGAGACCGAGGUCUACUGAAGUACUGGUCACGGUGGCGUUAACCGACGUGAACGACAACCGGCCGAGGAUUACCAACACGGAACAGCCGGUGAGCAAGUUGGUUCGCGAGAACGUCAAAGUUCCGAGGGUUAUUGCGGCUAUAACGACGACGGACGAGGACGAGGGCGUCAAUAAAGACAUCACGUUCUCGUUCGCGAGUGGCAACGACGACAGGAAGUUUGAGAUCAGCUCGACGGGAGCGAUCAGUGUCGUUCAAAGUCUCGAUUACGAGUCGGACAGGUCGUACAGUCUCGUCGUCGUGGCGGCAGACGGAGGCUCACCGUCUCUAUCUGCGAGCGUCACCGUGGACAUAACGGUUGUGGAUCGCAAUGACAAUACACCUCAGUUUGAAAAUCUUCCCUACACGGCUACGGUGAUAGAAGAUGCCAAAGUAGGUGCUGUUGUAUUUUCGAGUGUUAGCGUUUCAGACAAAGACAGCAGAGCGUAUAAGGAUCUUCGCUACAAACUGGAUGAUUUUUCGAAGUCUCUCAACUUAUUUAAGGUCGAUAACAAAACAGGUGUGAUAACAUUGACGGGAAGUCUAGACAGAGAAAUGAAGGGCUCGUUUUCGAUUACUGUGCUGGUGUCCGAUAAUCCUGACGAUUAUGUUUCUUCAGCAGAGGAACUGUCCGGUUCCGGAAGUGCCCAUCAUUCUGACACCGUGAAGAACGAAGUCGGUGCGACAGUUGCUAUCACGGUAACCGACGUCAACGACAACCCUCCACAAUUUGUAGGAACCACUCAGGGAAGAUAUCCGAAGGUAUCUCUAUUAGAACACGGGGUGGAACACACGGCGCAGACGGUUCUUCGCUUUACUGCGACCGAUCGUGAUAUUGGUGACAAUGGCAGAGUGAAGUUUAACAUUACCGCUGGUGCUCACGGUCGUUUCGAGGUGGUCGUGCUUAGUCAGGCGGAAGGUACAAGCAGUGCUGUCAUUCAAACUGUACCGCCCGUUGACUUUGAGAGUAGACAGACGUAUAACCUCACUAUCGAGGUCUACGACGGAGGCGUUGUUCCCCUCACAGGUACGGCCACUUUGGCUAUCGAUGUCACAGACGUGAACGACAACCCGCCGGUGUUUGUGGAGUCGAAUUACACCGCAAGCGUGGAUGAAAACACCGCGGCCGGUGUGUUCGUGAUCACGGUCAGUGCCGAAGACAAAGACAAGGGAAACAACUCGGUCGUUCGUUACAGUCUUUUGGGUGACGACAAUCGGUUUCUCAUCGACGCCUUAACUGGAGAUAUCAGAACGACGUCGAUAGCGCUGGAUCGCGAGAAUAAAGCCGAGUAUCGACUGACGGCGACGGCGACGGACUCCGGAUCUCCGAAACUGCAAGGCAGUGUGGAGGUCGUCGUGACUAUACUGGAUCGCAACGACAACGAUCCUCAGUUUACACAAAAGAUUUAUGAGCAAACAUUGGACGAGACGCUAAGUGUGGGCUCGUCCGUGUACCAGACUAGCGCGACAGACGCGGAUAUUGGCAGCAAUGAGGUGUUGUCGUAUUAUCUGGAUGCCGACAAACGGUUUACGAUCAAUAAAACGACUGGUUUGAUUUUUGUAGCCAACACUGUCCCCAAGCCUCCAGCCAAGAGGCCACUUUGCCAACAUACUGAAGCUACUAAAAUCUACGAGCUUCUAUUGACGGUCAACGAUUCUGGAAUUCCGAGCCGUAGCUCGAAGGCGAAGGUGACGUUGACUAUAAGGGACGUGAAUAUGUUAACUCCUGUGUUUGAUCGUCCUUCCUACAUUUCGACGUUGGACGUGGAGGCAGCGGCUAACACCGAGGUCGUGCCCAAGCUGAUUGCCACUGAUGACGACAUUUGUGAUGGCCAGUUGGUUUACUCUCUGUUGUCUGGCGGAAAGACUGGGUUGUUUAACGUCAAUAAUCGUACCGGAAAGGUCACUCUGGAGCGGAAACUCAAUGCCGACGAACUGUCGUUUAUUUUGACGAUGGGAGCUACCGACACUCUGUCUGUAUCUCCUCGCACUGGAAUGGUGACUCUGGUCGUAUUGGUAGGUAAACUAUUGCCGGUCAAGUUUAGCGUUGCGUCGUCGACUUUCGAGGCGCUGCCGGUUCCCGCGCUUAUUAGGAUAACCGAGAACGAUUAUCAGCACGAUUUCUGGAUGUACUCUGGUGGAAAGCGAACACAAUCGACUUCGUUUAAGUAUUCUCUCGGUCCGUAUUCCGAUACGCGAUCGGUGACUCCUAAACAAGAGACUCCGUCGGACAUCCGAGCCAUCUUGAUUACGAAGGAGGUUUGGUAUGAUUCUUCGGAAGUAAAGGUUGCAUUGCAAGUGAGAGGGGUCGGGCACACAACUGCGCAGGUGGCCAAUGUUAGAGUUGAAGCAAGGGCGGUGGCGUCAUACAAAAGUGGCUUGAUAACUACUGGCCAAUGUACGACGGACAAUACCAGAGGUAGCACUUGUGUUGUGACCUUGAAAUUGCCUGAUGAGUGGUUUGAUCACGGUGUCGUCGGAUCGAACAAAACUGUGGAUAUCAGCUAUCGUAUUGCUACCGGCUCUAGUUCGUUUACAUCCUUGGGCAGCGUCAGUGUCCAUCAGAGUCGCAAAGGCUGCAACUCGUUCAAAGCAGGAGUCUUGAUCAUACCUCCGUGGCACGUGGUGUAUCCUAACAAACAAUUCCAAGUAAAACUUGAAGGAUUCGCAAACUAUGCGAUCUCGACUUUCCAAGUGAAGGUGACGUUUGACAAACGGUUUGCGUACAUCGGUGUUGUGAAACAGGAGGCGUGGACAAUCACCACCGUGUUGAAAGACCAGGAACUGAUUGUCAAUGGAAUAUUACAAGAGACCAAGUCUGUUUCCGGGAUUGUUUCAAGUUACGAGUCACUCGUGACUUUGACGUUUUCCGCUGAGAAGACAGUGCCUAGUAGUGGAACCUUGCUGAUUAACUGCUCGGUGUUGUAUCUUACCAACGUGAGGAAGGAGCGCAUCUCACCCGCAACCGCUCAAUUUAGCAACCGUUUGGACAAUGGAGAGUGCAAUGCAGCUCAGGGAAAGAUACACGUUUCGCAAGAUGUUCUUGUUGGUUUGUUUCCUCACGCGAUAAACACUAAUCUGCUAAACACAGCGUAUUUGAAUGAAGAAAAGAUUGAAACAUCAUUAGCAGUGAUUGGAGUUUACUCCACUGGAGCAACAACAGCGGCUGAAAACGGCGUUUCUUGUAGAAGUCAAGAUUCUGAAGUUGUUAAGGUAGAGACUGACUGCGCAAAGGCUUUUCUUGAUGGUUCUGAAUCCAAGGGAAAGGAUGUGGCAAUCAUUGACGCUACUAAAGGAGACGUCAAGGGUACCGCACUGUUUCGAGUUUGGAUACCAUCGCAGGUUACCAUUCGAUUUGAAGAUAACACUCUUAGUCCGGUUACUGGCUGGAAGGAUCCGAAAACAUGUACUCAAGCGUAUCAGCAAACAACUGUUACUGUUGAGGCCAGUUUUGAGCACUCGAGUGGUAGUCUGCAGCAAACAGUUAUUACAAAUGUUGUGAAGGAUAAGCUCAUAUCGAGCGACACCAGCGUCUUGGAGUUAAUCGUCUCACCUCUUCAGGUAACGGCAAAAGCAAAAACAACCGGCUUUAGUAACGUGUCUGUAUCUGCUAAUGGCAGAAACCUGGGCCUUGUGAAGGUAACGACGGGAUCAGAUUUCGUUGACUUGGAAGACAUCAGGUUGGAGGUCGUCACCGGUAUUGAGUUUAAUGGAACCCUCACUGAUCCUGUUAGCGGUGCUAGUCAAAGGCAGACUACCAAAGCUUCCAUCAAGAGAGAAUUGGGUUAUGUCGGAGAUAAGGCGGCAGUCUUGGCCAGCGCUGUCUUCAAGGAUGGAUCUCAGAUGUCUAUCUUCAAGGCAGACGGAUUAUCCCUGAUCUCAUCAGACACUUCGAUUUUGGAAGUCGACGGUGUGAAAAACGAAACAGUGAUCGUCCGUGGUAGUGGGAAAGGACCGAUUUUGACAGCUCAAUGGAUUGAUCAGUGCGACAGAACUGAGAUUGUGGAAGGAUCUUACUUUGUCGACAUCACACUGAGGAAACCAGACAAAGCUACCGUCAGUCUGGGCUCAAACACGUUGGUUGUCAAAGAUGAUCCAUCUACGCAACUUAAAUACGUUGACAAGACGAGCAUUUCUAUUAAACUAGUCUAUGAAGGUGGCGAGCGAGAAAUCGACGUUACAACCGACUCUAGGACUAUAGUGACCGUCAGCAGAUUGGAUCUCAUUACUGUAACCGGUGGUGACGUGGUAGCAAAUUCGAAUGGCACAAUCGGUAACGCCACCAUAACAGUGACGUUUGCUCACGAGGCCGUAACGGUGUCGACGACUGUAACAGUUAUCAAGUCUGCCCGCAUAACAGCUCAACUCAGAACAUAUACGGGUGGGAGUGUUGGAACCAAGUCUGUUACUAGUUUCAGAAGGUACGCUGGGACUACCAGUCCGAUCUACCAGGACGUACAGCUUUAUACGACAUUAGAUUUGUCGUCUGGUGUGAAGGAAGAUAUUUCUGAGAAUGUCCAAACAACGUAUUCUAUCCUUUCCGGUGUAUUGAAUUCUACGUCUGCAAAGAAUGUGUUUAGAACGACGACGUCAGGAUCAUCUACGGUCAACGUUACUUUUGAGACUUUAGACACAAGUGUGACGGUUAAUGUCGUAGAGACACCUUUGUUGAACGCGACUAAACUUGUUACGACUGGCGACGGUGGUCUUCGUCUCAGUGGUUCUCAACCUACCUUCAGUGCAGCAAAAGGCGAAACGUCUCAACUAUCAGUCACAGCAACGUUUGAUGACGGAACCGUUCAUCCUAACAUCUUUGAUGCUGGCAAGGCCGUAUUUCCCGGUUUCAUAUCUUUUGUUACUCCAUCUCAGAUAAACAGCACCGCUAACGGAGAGCUGACGUUGUUGGACAACUCGUAUUCCAAUGUCGAGGUUAGGAUAAAUGCAAGCUUAGGCGUGACAGAGACAAUAACCUUUGCUGCUAACUUGUUGCCUGCUCUUGGAGACGUUGACCUUGGAGAGAAAGAAGGGCCUCCGUUGGCAUCAGCGUCCGUUGCAGACACGGUGCGGAUACCUGUGCAUCUGAACAUUAAGGGCAAAGUACUUGGAGCCGUCGAUAUUACUGUCAAUUACCCUAGCAAUCUUGUAGAAGCGUUGUCUGUAACUAAGGGUAAGGACUGGCCUGGUGGUAUAUUCAUUUCUACUAUCAAUUCUUUGAGUGGCGCGGUGAAGUUCGGUGGAUCAGCGAGCGCGGCGAGUUCUGGUACUGAUUUCUGGCAAGUUGCUGUCAUUGACUUUAAGGUGAAAGCUGUAGGUCGAGCGAAGCUGACAGGACGCGUUGAAACGCUGUCUGAACUUGACGACACGGUGAAGACUAUUGGGAGUUCUGUACCAAAAGACUUCGUUGCUGGUAUUGUAGAGAUGGAUAUUAUUAGUGGCUCUAGAAAGCGUCGAAGUGCAUCCGACAGCGAUUCCCUAAAUGUUGUGCGCGAGCGCACGCGAAGAGCAACUGGAACGAAUGCUGUCCGUUGCUCUACGUCACCUUGCAAUUGCAGCGACGGACGUCAAACGGGAGAUGCUAACGGUGAUUGUAUUUUCGACAUCAACGACGUCACUUAUACAUCAAUUUACAUAGCAGAGGCCGCUCUCAACUUCCAAACGUCUCGAGGUCAGAAACUCAAGUCUCUUCAAAAGGAACAACUGGAUGGGAUGGAUGCAGACUUGAAUGGAGAUAUCGACUUGGAAGAUGCUUUGUAUUUGGCUAAAGUUAACUUCGGACUAUUGAGAUUUGUGACUGAUUUGACUAUCGUUCGAGUUGAUGAUGCUGGUUCAAACUGCAGCAUUACAUUAUCUGCUAAACUACUGGACAAGGGUGAUGUCGUACCGGUUGAGAAGGAGACUUUUCUUUUUAUAGACAUUGCUCACAACAGCUCAGUCUUUCAACAGCAAUUCAGUGAUACAGCUCUAUCAAUCGGCAGCAUUGUGUCUAGCACGGGCUCUCGUACUAAUCUCUAUGGCGGUUGGUGGCAAGCAUCUCAUGUCGGAGAUGGCGUCUACCGAGUAAAAUCGAAGCCGGGACCAAUUGCAAUCACUAACAUUGGCUUGAGUAUUGUCGUCGCUACGGUUGAUGGAUCUGGUAUGUAUUCUACCGACCGAUCGACGCAGUUGUUUGGUUCCCUGGUUGGGCCUUUUGAGUUUUCUAGUCUGGACAAUACUCUCCCUCUUAUCGGAACUUCCUCGCAGAAAGUCAGGGUAAUAGCAGGUCAAGGCUACAACCCUUUGAAGUCGUUCGACAGCACUAUUCCAUCUACGACGUGUUUCAAUUAUCAUUUCCCCGUUUUUGACAAACCGAAGUAUGCGGAUGAUUUUGCGGAGUCCGCAGGGAUUGGCUCUCAGCUUUUGAAAGUUUUCGCAACAGAUGCGGACAACGGCCUUAGUGGGAAAGUUCGUUACUUUAUUGAGAAGGACACAAUAUACAACCCUGGAACGUUCUCCAUUAAUGAAACCACGGGUCUCAUAACCUUAGAGAAAAGUCUGGAUUACGAAUUGACGGUGAGAUAUAGUCUGGUGGUUGCCGCUGCCGACAGCGGUCCUCACGUUCCGUCGCGUCGGACGACGACUUCGACGGUAGUCGUCGACGUCUCCGAAGUGAACGAUAACACUCCGGCUUUUACCACAGCGGGUGGUUACAACGUGACGGUCAGCGAAGAAUUCGCUGUCAACGGUACUCUCGUGACGGUGGUGGCGAAGGACGGCGAUCGUCCACGUUUGGCCGGAGACAUCAAGAUCAACAAUAACAAUCUCGUAUCGUAUAGAAUUGUUUCAGGCAAUGUGCAGGACACUUUCAGCGGCGUCGACCAAUUCCGACUUGGCUCAACUAACGGCAAGCUGUUACUCAAUCGUAAACUGAAUCGCGAGGUGCAGGAUUUUUUCGAUUUGGUUGUGGAAGCGAAGGACAAAGGCACCAAUCCGGGCUCUCUCUCGAGUACCGUGCACGUGUGGAUAGAAGUAACGGACACAAACGACAACCCACCCAUCUUCAGCCAGAAGGACUACUACGUGGAUCUCUCUGAGAAUGCAAAGGUUGGUGAUGUGUUCUCGACCGUGACGGUAACUGAUACGGAUGUCGGAUUAAACGGAGAUUUCAAUAUCACCAUCUAUGAUCAAGAAGACAGCAAAGGGAGGAUUAAUGGCUAUUUUGCAGUAAACGGUAAACCAGGAAAGAUUAGUCUUCUGAAGCCGCUCGACAGGGAAACAGAGACCGAAUACACAAUCUACCUUCUAGCGUACGACUUUGGACAUGGUCUGGAAGAGGACAAAAUUCCUGACGAUGCGAAGGGUUUCAGCCAACUGCACGUAACAGUAUGCGACGAGAACGAUCACACUCCGUAUUUUUACGGCAACUUGUACUCGGUAUCCGUUCGCGAAAACGAGACAAUCGGAUUGAAGAUAUUUCACUUCAACGCAUCGGACGACGACGCCGGCUCGUCGUGCGCCAGCCGUCAAGGCGACCUAAACAAAGAACUGCGCUACUCGAUCACUGCUGGAAACACCGGAGAUUCCUUCGCUGUAGGAAACGUCACCGGUGAUAUCACCAUAAGAUCGACCUUGGACAGAGAGAACACAUCCGCUUACAACCUGACAGUGACCGCCAAAGACUUAGGAACUCCUUCGCGGUCUACGUCGACGACCGUCAAAGUGGCAAUUUUAGACUACAACGACAAUGCGCCGACAUUUACUCUGGACACGACGACGUACAACUUUUCUGAGAACGCUCAGUCUGUUCUAGGUAACGGUACAGCAAAUGCAGCGUGCGUGGUGACUCUCACAAGCUCCGACCCCGACUUGGGCCGGAACGGUAACGUAACCUACGAGUUGACCAGCGGGUCCCCCAGCAAGGAGGACUUCAUUGUUUAUAGUAAUUCCGGAAAACUUUGUGUAUAUCGGCCGUUAAACAGGGAACGAGUCCGAAGUUACGUUCUCACAGUUACCGUUCGGGAUCGCGGUACUCCGAGUCUGUCCUCUUCCAUUCAGCUGACUUUGAAUCUCGACGACAGGAACGACAACUACCCGAGUUUCUUUUCGACCUCCUACUCUGCGGCGAUCGACGAGUACACGGCAAAAGGCACGUUUGUUGUCGACGUGAACGCGACCGAUCCGGACGAGGGAUCGAACGGACUCGUUCGGUACAAAUUCGAUUCCGCCCGUCGCACUGACGGCAACCGAUUUAAAAUUGAUCCAGUGACGGGCGAGAUAACAGUCAGCGCCGACACUUUAUGUCUAAACGACGACAUCACAUACACGUUGUACGUCAUCGCGUCGGAUAGCGCAACGCCAGCGCUCUCCACGGAUGCCAAGGUUUCCAUCACCGUGCGAGACGUCAACAUUAACGCUCCAGUUUUUCCCACCGAGUACGCACCGACAGUCGUUGACAAUGCGCCCAGGGGCACGAGCGUCGUGAAAGUCGCUGCAAUAGAUCGAGACUCAUGUCAUGAUGCUUUUGAAUACGCGAUCCUGUCUGGGAACACUUUGAACGCGUUUGCAAUUGAUUCCGGAAGUGGACUGUUGACGGUGGUCGGAGUGUUGAACAAAGAAGUGACGGCGGCGUAUAACUUGAAUGUCUCCGCUACAGACAAGGGCUCAGUGAACCGGUUGGUGGGUUAUGUGAGAGUCGUCGUUGUCGUCGGCGAAUAUAUUCCGACGUUGUUCAAAACGGCCGGAGCUGGAUUUUUGGAGGGAUUCGUCUCGCAUACUGUAACAGGCCCUCCUCACGAAUACAGUCAAAACAUCAGUCUUUUUAACAAUCUCGCAGUUGGCGUUAAGGCAAACAUUGAAGCAUCAGUGGGCGGUAAGAAGGCAAGUUACGAGUAUACAACGGCAUUGCAGGUGGCAAAUGCCAUCAGUGGAGUUUUGGUGAGCGAUGACGCUUGGGAGGACAGCAGAGAUGUUUCUGUUGGCCUUCAGGUCAGGUCAAGGUUUCAUGGUUCAGGCGGAGUUGCGCAACAAACGGUGUACGUGAAGGUCGUUCCGGAUGCGGUCUUGAUAUCUGCUGGAGUGGUUGAGGUGGUUGGGAGCUGCUUGACGGGUGCCGCAGACGGCGCAUGUCUAGCUACUGCUACACUUCCGAAAUCUUGGUUCAAAAACAUCACACAAUCAGCGAGUGCCAAAGUCCUUAUUAGCCUGGAUAAUUCAACAUUCAGUGGUUCUGCUGGUGAUGUUAUCAUUCAUCCUGUGCAGAAGCUACCGCCAGCAGAUGGCAACGUGGUAAUCGUUUUGCCAUCCCGCUCCCUUUUCCCUGGCCAGGUAUUUGAUGUGAAUGUGUAUGCUAACGCACGUUACACAGUCAACACGUUCCAGAUUUCUUGUUCCUCUGACAACAACGUUGAGAUUCUUGCAACCACACAGUUUGCUAUCAAUAAAUGGGCUGUCUCGACGUUUCUCCUCGGGAAGAGUAAAGGGUCUUGGAUCGGUCACUCAAGGAGUAGUCAAGAUGGUCUGUUGGUAUCCAAUUAUCAGGAUUUAAUAACGAUCAAAGCUAAAGUUAGCACGACUACAACUGUGCGUACGGGGAAUUUCCAGUGCAAGAAUGGCUCAGGAAAUGGCAAUUCGAGUUUAGUCGGGGUUCUCUACUUUCAACAGGACAGUAUUCGAGGUCUUUUCCCUUACAGUGACUAUUCGGAGCUCAUCAACUUGGCUGUUCUUACUGGGGAAACGUUCAGUUUCAAACUCACCUUGUCUUCUCUUAACACACAAGGACGAUUUGUAGUGCCGACGUCUGCAGUUACUUGCUCAUCUAAUGACCGUGAUAUCCUCAAAGUUGAAAGGGACUGUUCUGCUGUUUACUUUGACGGAACAGAGACGGAUGGCGGUUCAGCUGAUGUUACUGUGGUAUCUGGUGUGUUGACUGGUGUGCUGUCAUUUAACGUAAAGUAUCCAAAGAAUGUGAGGAUUAGUGUCUCUGAUACGGAAUUGAGCAUUGUAAAUAACUGGCUGGUUCCACCAAAUUGUGAUCAUCCUUGGCAGGAGGCGACGGUUGAUGUCUUUGCGACGUUUACGGAUCAAGUCGUUACAAGUACUGAAGUACAGAUUACUGAUAUAGUUGCUAGCUUCCUUUCGUCUUCACAAAGCAAUGUGGCGGUCGUUUCCAACGGGAUAGUGAAACCAGUUCAGGUUGGUACUACGACUGUAGACCUGGUCUUACGGAAUGGAGCCACAAUUAAGUCAUCUGAUGUAUUAGUUGUUGAAGAUUCUGUAGAUGUGGUCGCCAUGAAUGUAUAUGCAGUCAAGAGUGUUGAAAUUAAGUCAGUUGUGGCUGGAACAGGUCUCCCUCUUAAUAACAAGUUUCCUGUUGAUGUUGUGGCAAGAGCAACGGCUUCUGUUAGUCAAACAUUGAGUUACUAUGAUGAGGUGGCGGAGGUGGUUGCAGCUGCCGUCACAAAUGAUGGGCGACGACUGGAACUCUCGUCAGCUGUGGGAGCAAUCUUGGAGGCAACAAACACAAGUGUGAUUAGCGUCAAGUCAGGUCUGGAAUUUGAAACAGCAGGAGCUGACUCCACAGGCAAUUUACUGAAAGUGACGUGGAAAACUUCAUGUUCGCCUACUGUGAUAGCAACAGGCUUGGGCUUUAUCAAUGUUAAACUGGACUUGCGCCCUGAUGUUAUCAUAGAGCUCGACAAUGACGUUAUUACACCUUUGUCUGAUGCAUCAGUUGCCAACGGUCUCUCUUUCCCGACUUCUGCAAUCUUGAAAGUCAUAUUGUCUUACAAAGACGGAAACGGAAAAGAGUUGCGUCGAUCUGAUGUGACAGUCGAUCCUCGUACGAACUAUGAUUUGUCUCAAGUCAAAUCUCUCUUUUCUGUUAGGAAAGUCGGUAGUGUCUAUCAGAUCACUCCCAAUGUCAGUGCCGGGCGAGCAGACAUUGUGGUCAGCUUUUCGCAUUUGAAGUCGACAGCAACCAGGACUGUAACUGUUGUGAGGUCGUCUGACAUUACAGUCGUUGCUCAUCCUUAUCCGCCUUAUGAAGGAUCAAACUCUGUGAACAUCAGCGUUCUCAAUAAAUAUGGCAAAACUGUAUAUCACAGGGAAGCAGAAUUGGCUGUUAACCUACAGCUAAGUGAUGGUAAUGGGGCUAUUGUGAAAGAGUUUGAUAUUUCAAGGAACAUCAAGACGACAUUCAUUGUCUCUGAUCCUCAGACUUCUUUCAAACGCGUAACAGAUGUAAUCUUGAUUGGUGGCAAUGGCAAGGAUCACAAUCACGUUCAGCGUGCAGUGCCAAGCUAUAAAGAAGAUUUAUUAGUGUACGUCGAUGCUGAGUUUGGUGGCGUCCAAAGUAGCCAACCCUGGAACAUGAGUGUAUCUGAUGAACCAUUGUACUCGGUAUCUAUUGAUGCCAUAGACUUGUCUUCGGGUGGAAACGUCGUGGCAGGAGUUGCCGGGACCAAAUCUGAUCAAAUCAAGGUGUGGGUUACAUUCAACGAUAACACGAAAGUGCAACUGUUUGACAACAGCGGUAAGGCGUUAGUACCUGGUUUUGUCUUCUUUGGCAACAAUCGUGGGUCAAGUCUUAGGAUUGAUAAUGACGGCGGUCUUACACCACUGAGUAACGCUGAGGAAGAGUUUGAUAUUUCUGUGUCAUUGCACCAAACGGCUAUUUCAGGUGACUUCGAGACUUUUUCAGUUAAUCUACUUCCUGAUACUGGAGAUGUAGACUUGGGCAAGAGUGACGGUGUGGCCAUACCUCCUGUCACAACCGGAGAAGAGUUUACUGUCCCUGUCCGAAUUAAUACAGGAAACAGUUCUCUGGGAGCGUUUGACAUAUCUGUAUUCUACAACAGCACAUACCUCAAACCAAUAAAAGUUGAACUAACUAAAGGCUGGCCUGGUGGUGUUAUCAGAUGGCGACAUGAUCAAUCUCUAAACACUAUUCGUUUCUAUGGUGUGUCAGGCACAGAUGCGCCGUCUUCGCCUGGAUUGGACGUUUUUGACAUCACGUUUAUUGCGUUGGCAGCUGGUGUAACACGUCUUGGUGGAAAUGUGAACACUCUGGUGGGAAGAGAAUAUAACCAACCAAGCAUAGGGAACGGUGGGGUAUUCGUAGCUGGUGAUGUUCCCAUCAAGAUCACACAACACCCGCGUCAAAUUCCAUCAGGUAACCUCUCACCGUCUCCUUUGCAGUCAGGCAACCGUCCUAUUUCUCGAUGUACCGAUCCAUUACCAUGUCCUUGCUUGUCUGGCUCAGAAACUGGUGAUUCUAACGGCGAUUGUGUGUUUGACAUUCUAGACGUCCUCCGUACUGCCCAGCACGUGUCUUCUGGGCUUAGUGGAUUUCCGGGAACAUCCGGAGCUCGUUUAUUAAACUAUUAUCCAUACCUCAAACGAGAAAUGGAUGCAAAUGAGGACGGAGUUAUUGACUGGGAUGACGUCAAUUAUCUGACCGCAGUUUUGAAUGGAGAUCUUUAUUUUAUCCGAGAUGUGCAUCUCAUUUCAGUGCAGGACAACUCACCAGUGUGUCGACUGGAGAUCAAUGUGACUGUUUUUGCUGCUGGUAAUAUCCCUGUUGACGACGCUCACACAUCAGUAUUUGUGGGUAUAGUGUCUCACGGUAAGGAUAUCGUGAAUCAAUGGCAGCGUUCUCAAUUAGAUCUUGGUCGUGAGCUUAAGCCAUCACUGCAUCAUGGUGGUAUAGAUGAGACACAGUUGUUGAGACCAGGGUUGUUUGCAAUUCAGUCUGUCUCUGAGGUAAAGCAAGACAGCACUGGUGUGUUUGUGGUUUUGGCUACAAGGGACGCUAACGGAAAAGGCGGACCUGAUCGAACUUAUGUCUUGUUUGGAAGGGCUUCAGACAUUGCAGAGUACCCGGACCCUGUGGAUGUAACGGUGGAUAGCUCUACAGGCCUGUCUGUGAGAAUAGUCGCCAGUAGCGGUUUCAACCCAUUGCUUUCGUUUGCUCAAAAUCUGACCACUGUUGAGUGUACAAAUGAUCAUCCUCCCUCAUUCUAUCCAGACACUUUGACUCUUGAAGUGUCGGAGGCUGAGGCGCCUGGAAGUGUAAUUGUGCAACUUUAUGCGAACGACAGUGACACAGGAAUUAAUGCCAAUCUCAUUUACUCUUUAGAAACUCUUGCUCCACAUUCUGGGCCUUUUGCAAUUAACAGCAGCACGGGAGUAAUAACACUGACGGCACCUUUGGACAGAGAGGCGACUGAGUUGUACAUCUUGAAAGCAUCUGCUAUAGACGGAGGCGUUUUCUAUAGCUUGGCUGGACAUGCUGACAUUACAGUUACAGUCACUGAUAUCAAUGACAAUGACCCCGUGUUUUCUAAGUCAGAGUACAGACCCCAAGCUGUUGUGGAGAGCCAACCGAUAGGUGAUGUGGUUGCAGUGGUAUCAGCAACAGAUGGGGACAGUGGAAGAAAUGCAGAGAUCACGUACAGUUUGGAGAGGCCAACGGAAUUCUUCGCCAUUAACUCCUCUACUGGAGAAAUUUCUAUCACUCGAAGCCUCGAUUAUGAAAAUACUACCAGUUAUUUUGUUUACGUGAUUGCCACUGAUGGUGGUGUCUUAUCUCGGAAUGACUCUGCUGUUGUGUUCAUAACUGUUUUGCCAUUCAAUGAUCACACCCCAAUAUGCCUUCCAUCACUAAUAGUUCAGCAAAUUGCGGAGGAGGAAGCUAAUGGAUCUGUGGUUGCUACUGUGACCGCAACAGAUGAUGACAUCGGUCUUGAUCAUGACAAUAUUCGAUUCACUAUUGUACCUGGCUAUGAUGGGCAAGGAAAAUUUGAUUUGACACAAACAAGUAACACAACAGCAGACGUGUUUGUCAAAAAUGGGCAAUUUAGUAGAGAUAUUGGUCUUUCAUAUAAUCUCUUGAUUCAAGCAAUUGACAGUGGAGGUCUGGCAUGCAAUGUUUCUGUCACACUUAACGUUUUAGAGCCAUCAACCUUCGACUUUUCUAUCAAGAAUGUGGGAUUUCUUACUGGCUCUGUUGGUGUUCAAGGAGUUACGACAUUUGUUCAGGACUUUGGUUUAUUAUCAGAUCAAGUUCCUGGAAGUAGGGGCUCGAUUGUUGCAACUUUAGGUUCACAAGAAGAAACUGCAACGUUUACAACAUUACUCAACUUCCCCUCUCAUUUACAGAAGGUGAUAUUGACCGAUGAACUGUGGCCGGGUGAUGACGUUGGUGCAACGUUUGCUGUAGCUGUUCGUCUCUUUGACUCUUCAUAUAGUACCAAGAUAGAUGAAACAUCUCUUCGUCUUCGAGUCAUCUCACCGGUGAGUGGCGAUUUUGUAGAUGGAAGAUUAUGCAUUGCAACUGCUUCCUCUAAUGGACUGUGUCAAGACACUUUUGGUCAUGGUCCUCUACAAGUUCGAAUUCCUGACAGUUGGUUUGAUCUAUAUGACAAUGCCAGUAUUCAGAUUCUUCCAGCAUUUUCAACCAAUUCGAUCAUUGGACAAGUACGACUCAAUCGUCGUCUCAACUGGCAAGAUAAUAUGAGUGCAGACAAUCUAGCUCUUGAAGUACCUUCUCGACCAUUGUUUAUAGGUGAGACUUUUGAAGUUAAGGUGUAUGGCUUCACACCAUACAAAGUUAAGACCACAGAUUUCAAGAUACAGGUUGACUCUGGGAAUUUGAAAAUUAGCAAUAUUUUAGCUGUUGAUCUCAGCUGCACGCAAACUGCUAAAACCAAUGAGAUCAGCGUCUCUUGCAGCUUACCUGCUGCAGUGACUCCUCCUACUACACAGCGGACUACACCAGAAUAUCUCCUCUCUGUUAGAGUGACAGUAAAUGGUGGAAAUGAUGAAACAGUGACUGUCACUGGAACUGGUUUGAGUCUGUCCGAUACUACUAAGGAUACCAUCUUUACGGAUGUCAACAAAGCGUUUGAACACGUUGAUCGUUAUGGACAUCAUAAGGGAUCUCCAGCAUUUGCUAGAGUCAAAAUUGGACCCAAUCCAGCACCACUUGUGGGUAUUCUACCUUAUACAGAAAGAUCAGAGUUGGUCAAUACUCCAGCUAUCAACUCAAUCAAAGUAGAAAGUCCCAUUACUGUGAGUGGGGUUUAUAGAGACUACUUGUUGACAGGCCAUGUGACAGGAAUUCAAGGCAUUAAAGACUUGAAGUCUAGUCUGAUAUGCAGUGUCAUCAAUAACAAUAUUGUCAACGUUGAGUCAGAUUGUUCGUCAGCAUAUCUCGAUGGCAAUCAGGCAAAUGCAGGCGAAACUCAAGUGAGAGUGUCGUACGCUCCAUUGAACCUUACUCAGCCUCUCAGUUAUCGAGUGUGGGCCCCUCGUCUACCUCUGACUUUGUCAGUGUCUGAUGCAACACUUUCUCCUGUCACAUUGUGGCUAAAACCUCCAUUAUGUAACUCUACUCGAUUCCAACAAGCUCGUAUUAACGUUGAGGCAGCCUUUACAGAUGGUUUAGGUCAGUCUAUUUCAGUUCAUGUCAAAGACAAAAUCGGAGACAGUCAGUUUGUCAGCAGCAACCCAGCUGUUGCUGUUAUCAACAAGGGUUUUGUGGAAGGUGUCAGUCCAGGUGAUGUGAGUAUUUCUGUUCAACGCGGAAACUCCGUUUUAGGCACAGUUUCUCUAACUGUUGAUGCUACUCCUGUUCAAGUGUCAGGCUUGAAUGCUUUUGUCUUUGCUAGUUUGAGUCUGAUCAUUCAACCCUCAACUACCAUUUCAUCUUCAGCUCAGCCAUCUGCUUUAGUCACUAUUGAUCAGCAAUUUUACCAAGAAAACCAGGCUGUACAUGUGGCAGCCCAUGCUGUGUUUUCUGAUGGAGCUCAACUGGAAAUCAAGGCAGCUGAUGGCCUGUAUGUAAACUCUACAAACGUUGAUGUGGUACAGCCAAUAGGCCAGGAUCAAUUGAGAUCCUAUAGCAAUGGUGAGGGUUAUCUGGUACCAACUUACUGGUGGCCGACAGAAUGUAGAAAUGUUGGUCAACAUCAGCAAGUUCUAAGCAGCACUGUGGGGUAUGUUAAAGUCGAUAUUCCUCCACCUACCGACGUCAUUGUUACUGUUGGUUCUGGUCGGGUGUUUGAGGCAAAUAGUGAUCUUGGUAAUUUGCCUUUUACCAUAUCAGGGCUUUCGUCAUACAUUGAUGUGACGGUACAGCUAAAAUUUACGACAUAUUCUCAGAACUUGACAACUGAUUCAAGAACAAUCUAUAACUUGUCUCUCUCGAAUGAUUUGUUCUUUCUUGAUUCUAGUAAUGGCCGCCGUCGAUUGACUGCUAAUUCUAACGGUAAAACCGGAAACGGAUUUUUGGUAGUUCAGUUCAAACAUGUGGCUAUCACAAAGAAAGUUCGACUGACAGUGGUGGAUAUUGAUGAUUUGAUAAUUCGUGUUCGUCCAUAUCCUACAUUUCCUGGAUUUUCAGGAUCUCCCAGUUCGUCUAUUAUUGAUGAAGUUAGCCUAGACUAUAUUGCAGGCACUGGCAUUCGACAGAAAGCUCAACUGUUUACUCAUGCAGCUCUAACGGACAGAGAAACCUUUAUUGAUAUUUCUCAGUCUGCAACUUAUAGUAUCAGUGAUAGCAGCACAGGAGUAACAACUACAGUCGUCACACUUAACCAGAACAAUCUUGUUUUGACUCCUUCGCUCAAGCUUCAAGAUGCAAGAGAUGUUAACGUGAAUGUAGCAUUUUACUCACACAAUUCAAGUAAGACAGUUGUGGUGACUGUCAGCAAUAAGACUGUCACAGUAGAUCGGGUUGAUACUCUACAGUUUGAGAAUAGCGUCUACAACAGUGGCACACUUUUUGGUGAAGUAGGAACAUCUACUCAACUAGAUGUUGAUGUUACUUUGUCUGAUCAAACUCGAUUAUUGUCAGUAUUUCAUGCAGGCACGUACGCAGGGCUCGUGACUAUUGGGAGUGAUUAUCCAGCAGCUAUAAAUGUGUCGAGGAACGGUUUAGCCACUCUGCAAGGCAACCAUUACAAGCACGUUAUAUUGACAGCAUCUGCAGUAUAUGGCAACUCAAGUGCUAUACCCAUUACACGCAGUGUUGCAGCUAAUUUGGAUCCUGCAAAGGGAGAUAUGGAUGUCGGGAAGAAAAGGGGAAUUCCCGUGUCAGCUGUUAGUUCUGUGGGCUCUUCGUUUAGUGUUGAUGUUUGGGUGAAUACUGGAGCGAUAAAACUUGGUGCUCUUGAACUUGCUAUUUAUAUUGAUGACUCGGUACUUCAGGCCACCAAAGUUGACAAUUUCCGGGAUGGUGCGUUUGUUGCUCGAAUAAAUGAUCCACCAUCAAAAGUUUCAUUUGGUGGAAGUGCUACUGCAACUGGUGGAAGUACAGUGAAUAUAAUCCGAGUAGCCACAGUUGAGUUUAGGGUGCUCAAAGCUGCAGUAACGUAUCUUCGAGGUAAAGUAGUAACUAUUGGAGAGCAAGGUACAACUAACAAUGUAGCCAGCGUGGACUUGUCUGUUGCUGGUGAUGUUAAAGUGGCUGUAGGUGGAGCAACAAGGAGGCGGCGUGACAGUGUUUGGUCAGAUAUUAUUUCCACUUCUCAUCAUCGGCAAGAACGAGCAGUCUGUAGUAGAGGAGAUGCUAAUGCAGAUGGAGUGUUUGACACAUUUGAUAUUGAUCAAGCUCUCAUUUAUGUUUCAAGACGAAACAGUGAUCCUAAUCUGGUAAGUGGUUACACUGAUGAUCAAGAGCGUGAGCUUGAUGCCAACUUGGAUGGAUUUAUAGACUCGAAUGACGCAUACUUUUUGACUCAGGCGUACUUUGGUCUUAUUAGGUUUCUUACAAAUAUAACUGUGGUACCUGUAAGUGCAACCAAUGACAACUGUACGUUGACAAUAAUUGUGACGAUGGAAGGAAGAGGAUGUGUUCCUGCUAGUGAUGCUCAAACAUUGCCUUUUAUCCUUGUAUCACACCACGAUCAAAAGAUGUCGGCAGAAUGGUCGCAAUCUCAACUUCAAGUGGGUUACAAGUCUGUGCAAAUUCCUGCUUCAACUCUUCAGGUACCCAACAUUCCGUAUGGUGGAUUCUGGGAAUUACAACCGGAAGGUGGAACUGGAAGGUUUCGUGCUGAAGUGAAAACGCCCAUUUCUUCAAAAGGUAUUGGUCUGAACUUAGUUCAAUAUACUGUCAAUCAAUUGAAGGAAACGGACGUGUCAAGAUUAAAGGCUAUGGUGGCGGAUGUGAGUAGGACUCCUUUUGACUAUAGUGCAGUGCAAGGAGUCACUCUAACUUCAACUCGACUGCAAGGUGUUGCAGCAGUGAAUGUUCCUGUUGGAGCAACGGGAUACAAUCCACUGUUGACUUUUGAUAACACUCUUAGAUCUGAUUUUUGUGAGUUUGCAAAUGUGCGUUACAAUCGUUCUGUUUACUCCAUUUAUGUCUUAGAGGACACACCAAUUGGUACUGUUGUAACAAACUUGUCAAAAUUCAUUGAAAAUCCAUCAUUUCCUCCUGGUCUGGAGACUUACAAAAUUGUUGCAGGGAACACAAACGGAGACUUUGAUAUACCAGAUUUGGCAUCAGGAGAGGUUGUAAUCAACAACACACUGAAUCGGGAAAGCACUCAGAUAUACUCUUUGGUGAUUCUUGUUGAGUUUGGACAAGUUUUCAGCACUAAUGCCACCAUAAGAAUUGAUGUUGUUGAUGUGAAUGACAACUAUCCAGUCUUUGACCAACUUCGUUAUGAAGUCAGUUUACGUGAAGAUAAGCAGAAUGGAUCGGAGGUUGUAGUUGUGUUUGCCAGCGAUGCGGACACUAGCUCUUAUGCUGACAUAGUCUACAGCAUUACAGCAGGUGAUCCCAAUAAUCAGUUUUCUAUCAAUGACCCAAGCAGUGGUGUAGUUACAUUGGCUAAGAGAGUUGAUCGAGAAACAGUUCCUUCAUAUGUUCUUAAUGUUACUGCAGCUGAUCAGAAAGGAGCUGGACUUUCUACAGAUGUUAAAGUUUAUGUCACUUUGGUUGAUGUUAAUGAUAACGAUCCACGUUUUACUCAGUCGCAAUACUCAGUGCAGAUCCCAGAGGAUGCACCACCGGGAACACAGGUGCCAGCUGGUGAACUGGUAAUAACAGAUCGAGACAUAGGGGUAAAUGGAAUUAUUGGAAACUUUACUCUAGUUGGGGGAUAUGGGAAGUUUCGUGUUGACAAGAGCGAGAAUUCCAAUGUAACUGGUGUACUCGUUGUUAACAGUAAACUUGAUCGUGAAACAACAGACUUCUAUGUUCUUACUGUAGUGGUUAGUGAUGGAGGAUCUCCAGCCAGAAGUGCUAAUACUAACAUCAGGAUUAGCAUCACAGACAAGAACGACAAUAAACCAGUAUUCAGCCAGUCAAAUUACAAGUUUUCAAUAGAAAGGGAUUUACUUGGGUUAACUAUCGUUGGUCAAGUGAUAGCUACGGAUGCCGACAUUGGUUUGAACUCAGACAUCUACUAUAGUGUAGAGUCAGCAUCUGCUUAUGGCAUUUUCACUCUUAAUUCAGCAACAGGUGAGAUAACAACUAGAAGUGACAUUGAACUACUCUCAGAGAUCAGCUAUAAGUUGAUUGUGAAUGUCAGUGACAGAGGCAUAGAUCCAGAACCGUUAAGUAACAGAGUUGAUGUUACAAUCAUCAUUGUUGAACCUCAGAUUAUAAAUUUGGAGGCGACAGACAAUGGGUUCAUGCUCAGUCAAGUUGAAAGGGCAUCCAAAAAGCGAUAUGAACAACAGUAUGGAUUUUACCUUCAGCGACCUGUCAAGAGCAGAGGAACUGUAUCAGGAAGCUUUGGUUCAAUCACAGCCGUAGACUCCGGAGACUUGGUUGCUGAAUCAGCAACCGAAACUCCAUUAAAGCUGUAUUGCAAACUACUCCAAAGUGUUGUGUAUCAAGAGCAGGCAUCUGUCACCGCUGUCAUUUAUGGUCAUGACUCUGGUCUGUCUUCUCUCAUUAAUCCAGUCCAGGUGCAGCUGUUGAUAGAACCAUCAGACCAGCUAAAGUCUCAAGCUUCAAGCACACUCAGCAGUUUUUGUACUUUGAAUGCUCAAUUUGGCUACUGCACCGUCAUGGUAAAUCAGCUUCCAGAAGAAUGGUUUAAUCCGAGCUUGGGUCAAAAUGAUCCUCAAAUCCACGUUGUUGUCAAAUUCGGUUUCAGUUCUCAAACAGCUGAUUUGAUGUCUACGUGUGGUCGUGUUCAAGUCGUACCACAGCAAGACUGGGAGAAGAAACUUGUGGCAGAUCUCAUGCUUGUCAUUCCAUCUCGGACAUUUUUUCCAGGCGACCAGGUGUCAAUAGAUGUUUUUGCUGGAGCUCCAAGUGGCACUGCUAAGUUUAUAGACGGCAUCAUUACUACUCCCUAUCCUGAACUACUGAAUUCUAUCACUAUCACAUAUGCUGCUGAUUGGACUGAUUGGUUGAGUGAAACACCGACAGAUAACCGUCCUACUACCAUUCUCCAAAUUCAGAAACAGCUCACUGAGGCUGGAGUUGAGAAACACGAACUAGGCUCACCUCAAAAGGUGUGCACAAUUAAAAUUAGAUUUGGUGACAUCAGUGCACAACAAGCGAACAUCACAUUGGCUGGUGUUUUGUAUAGUCUGGUAGAUUCACAAACGAAUCUUCGCAAUCUUGACAACCAAAAGAUCUCGUCAUCAGAUCGUUAUGGUACUGGGCACAGUAGAGAUGGCAAGGUGUAUUUUGAAAAAGAUCGAACAUUGUAUUACAUUGCUGCUGUUUCUCAAGGAGAAAUGAUCAAUACUGCUGUUUUGGAUGGAGUGCGAUUGAGUGCAAAGAUUACAGUCUGGGGUUUCCAUACAAAUCUAGCUUUUGAAUCAAAUCCAGCAGAUGUCACUAGUUACAAUCCUCCAGUUGUCGAAUCUGGUCUGCACUGUGCCAGCGAUCGUUCAACACAACUGCAAGCGAAAGCUGAUUGUACUAGUGUAUACUUGAAUGGGACUGAAACUAGUGGAUCAGAAAGUGUUGCGGUUUUUGUGAGAUUGGCUGGCACUUCAAUUGUUGUCGCCAACUUUACUGUGCGUGUGUGGUACCCGGACAUUCCUCUUACUCUCUGGUUAAAUGACAAUACAUUGAAUCGUAUCAAUGGAUGGCUUACUGGCUCAAACUGUCAAUCGCCUUCGUAUCAGGUUGCCAGAUUCAAAGUCUAUGCUAAGUUCCGUUCUUCUGCCAACUCGCCUUGGUUUAAUGCUGAUGUCACUCAGUAUGUUGAGAAACGAAUUGAAAGUGAAAAUCAAAAUAUUGGAAGAAUAAUCGAUGGCUUGUUGGUUGCUCAAUCUCAACAAUCAAGCAGCAAUUUGAUUGUAACAAACUCGUAUGGUCGCAGACUUGCUACGGAAUCGUUUAUAGUUACUUCAACGCCUGUUGAUAUUGUGGAAUUAGAUGUCAAAGUGAAAUCCAGUGUAACUCUGAGUAUAGAGCAUUCUUCGCCGGUAGAAAGGUUUUCAAACCAAACCGUCACCUUGCAAGUCGAAGACAAACUGUCGAGGAAGGGAGAACUGGCAGACAUAACGAUAUCAGCUACUUUUACAGAUGGCACUCGAAUGCUACUUGUUAUACCAAAUCGUGACAUUACUCUAACAUCCCACAAUACAAGUGUUGCUACACUGGAGAACAACUAUGUAAUUGCUGUGAAUGAAGGAUUUACUGAAAUCGGUGCUAAUUGGACUGCAUGUGGACAAACCAUAGCAUUGGGAUCAACGGUAGUACAAUUUGAGAAGAAGCAAGUGCCAUGUUUCAAGGAGGCAAUCUAUAGAAUUGAGCUGCUUGAGAAUGUUCCUGUGGGUAAAAUUCUCCAACUUGAGAUCGAUGUCAACCUCGAUGAUGUGGAAGAUGCUGGUAUUGAGUUUGAGCCCCUUUUGGUGUCAGAGAAUCUUCAAUUUAAUGUUGAUAGAACGACAGGUUUGGUCACGACUGUUCAAACAUUGGAUCGAGAGACUGAGACAGCGUAUGAGCUCAGGGUGAGAGUCACAGAUAAGGCUCAGCGUGAAGCUCUUCGCAAGCUGAAUACGAAUGAGAAUACAUCUACUAGUGGUGAUGGUGCAUUUCUCGGUUCCACAGUGACUGAGUGUGUGGCUACUAUUUUUAUUACUGUUUCUGAUGUCAAUGAUAAUUCUCCAGAAUGCUCGCCUGUGGAAGUUCCUCAAAUCAGUCAACUUGAGAAGGUCGGCUUUCAAGUUGCUGUUGCUCAGGCUCGUGACAUCGAUGAAGGCACAAACGCUGCUCUCACUUACACAAUUGUUGAUGGGGAUCCAAAUGAGAGAUUUCGCAUUCAUUCUACUUCUGGUGUAAUUGUAAUUGCCAACAACUUGUCAACCGAUUUAACUCAGUAUGCAUUACAAGUUGAGGCCAGAGAUGGUGGCAACAAGGUUGACACUUGUUUUGUAACUGUCACCACAUACAGUCCAAGCUGGCAGGUGUGUGUACCAGCUGUUGGUAUUUCGGAGACUCGAUUUGGUGACAUCAAGUCUGACUUUGAAAAGAGAAUGGGAGAAAUUUAUGAUCUUGAUAUUUUCAUUACUCAAUAUAGUGAGGAACAGGGAGACUCUGGCGAAACCAGGUUGAAGAUAUGUUUCUAUGGGUAUCGUAAAGAUGACACCCGCCUGUCACCAAUUGAUCUUCUUGGAAGGAUCAUUGACAGAGGAGAUCAACUCAGGAGUUUAGCAGCUACAGAAUUCAACUUUCCAUUGAAUGUGGCUGAAGCCGAUGUGUUUGAUCCACUCACUAAACUAGAUCCAAGUACAGGUGACUCUUCAUUUCCUCUUUGGGUGAUCAUUGUACUGGUUGUUGUUAUCAUCAUUGGUGUUCCACUUAUUCUAAUUGUCAUUCGAUAUCGUCACAAAUCUCACGUUGCUAAACAACAGAGAAGACUCAAUCAGGAAUCAGAAAGAAUUGGACUACGAGACCUCGAUAGCUUAGAUGCACCAGUUUGUGAUGAUAACAUUGUAAGUGGUGGUGUGUUUGAUCCUGAAUUGGGAGAGGCUCGAACCUUCAAAACAACAACACAUGAAGAGAUGAUAGCCACCGGUGAGGAUAACCUACAACGUCGUAUCAAGACAAUUACAGAAGACACCGGGAUCCUUGGAAAACAUGAAGAAGGCCUGGAACUAGAGCCAAAGACAAUGCCUAGAAAGUUGGGUCGUCGUGACUGGGACGUGCAGCCAGACAAUCCACUUUAUGCUUCCCAGGAAUAUCUCAGCGACUUCAACAACCCUUUGUAUGACUCGGCUUCACCAUCUCAAGUUCAAGUAGUAAAAGACAAAGAUACCGAGGAAGAGGUGGAGAUGGACGAUUAUGCUCCUCUGGUAAAACACGAGGUAGAACCACCGAGUGGUCGGCCAACAGGUCGGCAGAGAACUGUGCUGGUUGGAAAGCGAGAGUCUAGUGCAGAUGAGAUGGCAUUUGCAAAGGAAAACUUUCUUGAUUACUUGAGUGGAGACACAGGCGGUGAUGAGAAGGACACAGCAAUGUGAUAACCUUUGACUUCUUAGAUUAUCAAUAUGUAGUUUCUAGUAUUGCUACCAUAUAUGCUUAGCUGUAGCAGGUAGGUCUUUGUAUCCUUUUGCACGUUUUAGUCUUUAUGUUGUGUUUGCAGAGUAGCGCUGACAUUUUUAGAUAAAUAUAUUACUCAAUCAAUUUACA
Corticium candelabrum is the source of this 34609-nucleotide messenger RNA. RefSeq lists its product as uncharacterized. The coding region runs from base 1 to 34440 and encodes 11479 amino acids. The record is from RefSeq and is a predicted model, not a curated record. Gene Ontology annotation, molecular function: calcium ion binding; carbohydrate binding; cadherin binding. The transcript is spliced from 14 exons. Gene Ontology annotation, cellular component: plasma membrane; catenin complex. NCBI's taxonomy places the organism in Eukaryota, Metazoa, Porifera, Homoscleromorpha, Homosclerophorida, Plakinidae. Gene Ontology annotation, biological process: polysaccharide catabolic process; homophilic cell-cell adhesion.